AUGUGCUUUUACUGUGGCAAGGUGGGACACAUUGAGAAAGGGUGUGGCAUAAGAAUAUAUGAUGUUGAGCACCAAUCGUUGAAGGAGGGUCAGUAUAGGGAAUGGAUGAAGGCCGUGGAAGGGUUGCAGGGUCUUAGUUGGAAUAGUAAUUCAUCCCCGGGGCUAGAUGGAGACCAACCUUCCUCUCAUUUUAGAGAUACAACUGCUAUGAAUCAGAGCCCUGCUUCUAAUAGGGAUUCACCUGGCCUAACACAAAGUUCAGUCCCUAAAAAUAUAUCGUCUCAGCACAUGGCAGUUAAGGUAGCUAAACAAGGGGAGGGAUCAUCUACAGGGAACAAUGAUAAAGAAAUGAUGCCCUACGAGCCAUCAAUGGAGGUCAUUCAAGUAGGCAACCCAGAACCAUUGGCUACUGUUCAGGAAAGUUUGGAGCCAGGCCAAAGUUUCAAAAUAGAUAAACUAGGCAAUAGCACUGGAACCACAGUGAAGAGAACCAGAGAGCAGAUUGCUGCUGAGGCGACGAGGCCCGCCGCAUCUGGCUUCAGGACACCGAGGCUCUCUUCUACUCCGCCGGAGACUUGCUUGACGGAACUGAAAAUCCAUCAAAUUCGAACUAAAGCAUCUUGUGCUGCUUCAUGA
Molecule: messenger RNA, 636 nt
Organism: Striga asiatica
Lineage: Eukaryota; Viridiplantae; Streptophyta; Magnoliopsida; Lamiales; Orobanchaceae
Source: the annotation of a GenBank genome assembly